AUAUAUCUCUCUUUCCACAAACUUCUCUUUCUCUUCUUUUGCUCUUUGUGCUUGUUUUCCUCUGUUUCUCUCUCUGUUUUUAUCAAAUGGAAUCUACUGAAUUACAAGACAUAGACUUCUUUAGCUCUUUCUCCGAGCACUCAAACUCAACGUUCUUCACUCCAACCACAAGCUCGCUCCGAUCCGACUCGGACCCGGGUUCACCAAAGCCACAAAACGAAGAUGAAGAAGAGUACGUCGCAGAGCUGACUCGCCAGAUGACUAACUAUAUGCUUCAGGACGAUGAAAAGCAUCAGAAGUCUUGUGGUGGUGGCUCGCCGCAAUCGACUCUUUGGUCACCAUUCGCCUCCGGUUACAGCAGCCCUUUCGGCCCUUCCCGAGAACCAUCACCGCCGUUACCUCCGGCGACAGCGGUGGAGACAAAACCUGUUAGGAUUCCUUUUCAAUCAAAACAAGCUUUAAUCGAUGAGCAGAUCCGAUCUGUUCAAGCUAACUUCCAGAGGAUAAAAAAGGAGAAAGACAAACAAAGAAGUGAUGAUGCAUUAAGACACAAAGCAAGGAGCUACCACAACCAACAGAGACCAAAGUCCGCCGUGAAGGCGGUGUUCGUUGAUGGGUCGGGUUCGAGAACCGGGUCGGGUGGAACUGGAGUGUUCUUGCCACGCAGUCAUGGUACUGUCGUGGAGUCACGCAAGAAAUCAGGAUGUUCAACAGUAAUAAUACCAGCAAGAGUAGUUGAAGCCUUGAAAGUUCACUUUGACAAAUUGGGUGUUCCUUCUACAAUAUCUUCUGAUAUCCCUCCCUUUCAUGAUGCUUUGUUGGUGUCCGUGAAGAACAAAAACAACAGCAGUUACAAAAGUAGUUCAUCAACUCGGGCACAGAGUGGGCCUCCGCACAUGGCGGAGACGUCGACCGAGAGCCACCAAGAACCGCUGGCAGAUUUGCCACAUGAAUGGACGUACUGACCCAACAUUCACAUGCAUUGGUUGGUGAAAGUUAUAGGUUUUUAAAAGAUAGUGUCUUUUUGGAUUGAAUAAAUAAAGAGUUUCUUCAUCAUUUUUAUUGGAUAUAUCCCUUUUAGAAAGUGUAUUUGUUAUUUUUUAUUGGUGGUUCCUUAAGAUAGUCCUAGUAAAAAAAGAUGGUUCUAGUAAAAUCAAUAAGUCUUAUGAUAUAAUAGAACAAUAAAAUAUGCAUAUAUGUGUUCAUAUAUAUUGCAUGUCUAUUGUAAUAAAAGGGAUGGGUUGUUUUUUUUUAAUGUAAGAUUCCUUGUAAUAAAAGCAUUAUAUGCCUCUCGCUAUUGUAAUAAAAUUAAGGACUAUUUAAUUA
This is a messenger RNA of Raphanus sativus (radish), 1326 nucleotides long. RefSeq lists its product as uncharacterized. The record is from RefSeq and is a predicted model, not a curated record. Lineage: Eukaryota; Viridiplantae; Streptophyta; Magnoliopsida; Brassicales; Brassicaceae. The transcript is spliced from 5 exons. Bases 87 to 965 code for a protein of 292 amino acids.